Molecule: messenger RNA, 699 nt
Organism: Chironomus riparius
Lineage: Eukaryota; Metazoa; Arthropoda; Insecta; Diptera; Chironomidae
Source: the annotation of a GenBank genome assembly
AGAGUCUAGGAUCCUUGAUUUUAUAGUAAAAGAAACCAAACUUAGGCAAGAGAAGGCUCUUGUUGAGCUAUAAAGUACUCUAUGUAGACCUACAAGGUAAUUCAUGACAAUCUGUAGGUACUUAAUAUAUACCAACGGCUAGAAUACCUCAAUUGACCAUAGUAUGCCUUAUAAUGACCAUUGUGAUGCCUUAUAAAGAGUACUGUGACUCCUUGGAGCAUCCCAUGUUGACUUUAGAGAGUCAUACCGACCAUAUGGGGCCCAUACUUUCAUACAGAGAACAUUUGAUGCUAAGAAGCCAUAGAGUAACUAUGUAAACCAUCCUUCUUUAUCAAAACAUAGCAACUGCACUUGCAUUUACAAGUUUCAGCUUCAAUCUUCAAAUAACACAUCAAAUCCAUGCCUAAACUCAUUCCAUCAAAUCAUGCACACCUUCCUAGCAUCCUAACACCCAUCAACACAUUCACAGUCAUCACAUUUUUCAGACAUUCUCAUCCACUUGACCCUUUUCCUUGACAUUCUGCACUCGGUUGCUUAUGCGAUCAUUUUCGCAUCAAUUAGUCAUUAAAUCUUGACUUUUCAUCCAUUAAAAAUAAAUAAAUAAAAAUAUGAAAAUAUUGCUCAUCAUUUAUACAAAUAAGAUUAAUCAUAUGAACAUGUGUAGCAUGUAGCUAUGUAGCUAGCCUAGCUGUGUAUUUG